This is a messenger RNA of Seminavis robusta, 459 nucleotides long. Lineage: Eukaryota; Bacillariophyta; Bacillariophyceae; Naviculales; Naviculaceae. The record is from the annotation of a GenBank genome assembly.
AUGACCUCGGUUGGCUGCCAACUGAAGCGGACUGUUUUGAUCUUCGCGAGGGUAAAGAGGCUCAGCCUGCACUCUGUGCUUACGGAUUUGAUGCGACUGUUGGCAAUGUUAUUGCAGAUGCAGAGAACCCCGCCUGUGCUGCCAAUCCUUCAUUUCAGAAGGUCCGCGAAGACUUCAUAUUUGAAAAAGGGCAGAAGGUUGGGAUGGCUGUUUUUUUUUACAAAUCAAACGAAGCCCACACGUGCCACUAUCGUCGGAGCCGACGAUGCUGAAAUUCCGGAGGAUUUUGGGGAAUCGGAGAUCAAGAAGUAUUAUGGUGAACCUGGCCGAGUCAACAUUUACACAGGUGAGAUCAAAUAUGUUGGCCCAAAGCAUAUUGAAUACAGCAUCAAUAGUUUUUACUGGAUGCUCCGGUGCCGUUGUCUUUUUAUUGGACAAGGAUCAGCCUGCAUCAGUUGA